AUGGCGAAAGAUGAGAUUGAGAUCUUCGAGGGGAAGAGAGAUGACGAUUGGCAUCGAUGGAUGGGGUCGUCGGGCCAGGUGAUAAAGGAUCGUAGGACCCAUAACCCUAGUCAUGUUGUUGGAGCGACAGCGAAGCAGCGCCAUACUGCUAGCGAUUUUCUGAAGAAAGGGUUCAACACUGCGACCCAGGCCAGCACUAGGGCGACACUGGGUAAAGAUCUGAUGGACAUUGGUCUUGUCGAUACUGUAGUUUUAGCAAAACAUUGCGACAUAUUGAAGAUGCUGUUUGAAGAGCCUCGUUCUGACGCCGGUGAGUAUCGCAACUCACCAUGGAAGGUGAUUGCGUUGUUGCAGAAUCUCCAAACAUACGACAUGUGGAUCGUCAUGAGGCAUCACUUGUUUAGGAUUCUGGCGCACAGGGAUGCUGAUGGUGCUAUACCCAAUAACUUGGAUGUCUUUGUGAUUGACCUGCAAGCCUGGAAUGGCGAGGACCAUGUCCAGCUUGCUGAGCGGCUCAUGAUCAAGUUGCGGGCGCUUGUGAGGCACGAGGCUUCGGCUGUCCAGGAGGACCCCGACUGUGUGCUCCUGCAUGAGCCGGUGAUGGAAGCUGCCGAGGCGAUGAAGGCUCACCUUGUUGUCGCGGCGCGCUUGUCGACAAAAGAUGGGGUGAUUGCAAACCACGGGCUGGGAUGCUUCCAGAGCCCUCAUGCCACGUUUUUUCUAGGACUGAUGCGGAUGGAGCCUAUCUAUGGAAAAGCUGUCUCCGAAUCGAUGACGGCCAUACAUGAGUGUAUGGAUCUCUUCUGUGAUCGCUUGUUUAUGCAUGGCAAGGCUCUUGCAGACAACGUUAGGUUGGUCUGUCACAUAAAAGGGCUUGCGUCAGUGCUAGUGAUGGUACAGAAUGCGCAAGGAGAUGUUGCCCCACCGCCGAGAGCCAAGGGGGGGGACAGAUAUGAGAUAGGGGCUACGUUGGCGGCCAUUAAUUGUUUACACAACAGCCUCGCUGGGCAGCAGAAGGAUCUUGCGGAACAGAAGAGGAAUCUGCGCAACCUUCUCAAGCGUAAUCGUACGCCUAACCCCAAUACCAAAGGGGCGGAUAAGGGCAAGGGCGGUCAAAAACGCCCAAGAGAUGCGUCGGAAGUGCCAGGGAUUGAGCUUUCAGAGAACGACGACAUCCGGGCAGCCAGGGAGGCUUACCACAAUGUCAUUCGCUGCCACAACUGUAAGCAGCGUGGCCACUUCCGCAAGUCAUGCCCAGAGAAGCAGCAAUGA
Messenger RNA from Sphaeroforma arctica JP610, 1272 nucleotides. RefSeq lists its product as hypothetical. The transcript is spliced from 2 exons. Gene Ontology annotation, molecular function: zinc ion binding; nucleic acid binding. NCBI's taxonomy places the organism in Eukaryota, Ichthyosporea, Ichthyophonida. Bases 1 to 1272 code for a protein of 423 amino acids. The record is from RefSeq and is a predicted model, not a curated record.